CUCCCCUCAUUUCUCUCCCAACUCUUUCAAGGUGCUCUCUCUACUCUUUCAUUUUCUCUACCUACAUUCUCACCCACCACCAAACACAGCACCACAAGCAAAAAAGAAAAGAAGAUAAAAAUAAAGCUGAAGCUCUGUUUUUCUCUUCAAAAUUUCAUUCAAUUGCCUUUGAAAAUUGUCGAUACUUGCUCACCAGGAACCAAUCGUUUUUAUCAGCCAUGCAACCAUCAUCAUCAUCGGCAGGUUCCAUCAUGAAGGUAUCGCCUUUUGAUCUGAUAUCAGCCGUUAUUAAAGGCAACUUAGACCCGUCUAAUGUAUCAUCAGAAUCAAGCGCUGUUGAGGUGGCCACUAUGUUAUAUGAGAACCGUGAGUUUGUUAUGAUUUUAACUACUUCCAUCGCGGUUUUGAUCGGGUGUGUUGUGGUGUUGGUGUGGAGAAGAUCCGGCAGUCAGAAAUCUAAGUCGGUUGCUAUUGAACCUCUUAAACCGUUGGUUGUUAAAGAGCCUGAGCCUGAACCUGACGAUGGCCAGAAACGUGUCACCAUUUUUUUUGGUACUCAGACCGGUACAGCUGAAGGAUUCGCUAAGGCUUUGUCUGAAGAGGCAAAAGCUCGAUAUGAAAAGGCAACUUUUAAAGUUGUUGAUUUGGAUGAUUAUGCAGCUGACGACGAUGAAUACGAGACGAAAUUAAAGAAAGAAUCUUUGGCUUUGUUUUUUGUUGCUACAUAUGGAGAUGGUGAGCCAACAGAUAAUGCCGCCAGAUUCUAUAAAUGGUUUACUGAGGGAAAAGAGAGAGGGGAAUGGCUUCAGGACCUUAAGUUUGGAGUGUUUGGCCUUGGCAACAAGCAAUAUGAGCAUUUUAAUAAGAUUGCUAAGGUGUUGGAUGAACUCCUUGAAGAGCAGGGUGCAAAGCGUCUUGUCCCAGUGGGUCUUGGGGAUGAUGAUCAAUGCAUUGAAGAUGACUUCACUGCUUGGAAAGAAUCACUCUGGCCCGAGUUAGAUCAGGUCCUUCGGGGUGAGGAUGAUGCAGCAACUGUUUCUACCCCAUAUACAGCUGCUGUUUUGGAAUAUCGUAUUGUAUUCUAUGAUCCUGAAGAUGCACCUAUAGAGGACAAAAGGUGGAGUAAUACAAAUGGGCAUGCUGUUUAUGAUGCACAGCAUCCAUGCAGGGCAAAUGUUGCUGUGAGAAAGGAGCUUCACACACCUGCAUCUGACCGUUCCUGCACCCAUUUGGAGUUUGACAUAGCUGGCACUGGACUUUCGUAUGAAACUGGGGAUCAUGUAGGUGUAUACUGUGAGAAUCUUGAUGAAACUGUAGAGGAGGCAUUGCAGUUAUUGGGUUUGUCACCGGAUACUUAUUUCUCUAUCCAUGCUGACAAAGAGGAUGGUACAGCACUUAGUGGAAGCUCCUUGCCUGCUCCUUUCCCACCAUGCACCCUAAGAACAGCUCUCACUAGAUAUGCUGAUCUGUUGAGUUCACCAAAAAAGUCUGCUUUACUUGCUUUAGCAGCUCAUGCUACUGAUCCAACUGAAGCUGAUAGACUAAGGCAUCUUGCUUCACCUGCUGGAAAGGAUGAAUAUACACAAUGGAUAGUUGCUGCUCAAAGAAGCCUCCUUGAGGUCAUGGCUGAAUUUCCAUCAGCCAAGCCUCCACUUGGUGUCUUCUUUGCUUCAGUGGCUCCUCGUUUGCAACCCAGAUUCUAUUCUAUUUCAUCAUCCCCAAGGAUGGCUCCAUCUAGAAUUCAUGUUACUUGUGCACUGGUUCUUGACAAAACACCAACAGGACGGGUACACAAAGGAGUAUGCUCAACAUGGAUGAAGAAUUCUGUUCCUAUGGAGAAAAGCCACGAAUGCAGUUGGGCACCCAUUUUUGUUAGGCAGUCAAACUUUAAGCUUCCUGCAGACACCAAAGUGCCUAUCAUUAUGAUUGGCCCUGGGACUGGUUUGGCUCCUUUCAGGGGUUUCUUGCAGGAAAGACUAGCUCUGAAAGAAGCUGGUGUGGAAUUGGGACCCUCCGUAUUAUUUUUCGGUUGCAGGAAUAGUAAGAUGGAUUACAUCUAUGAGGAUGAACUCAACAACUAUGUCGAAAGCGAUGCACUUUCUGAACUGAUUGUUGCCUUCUCCCGAGAGGGACCUACCAAGCAAUAUGUACAACAUAAAAUGUCGGAGAAGGCUUUAGAUAUAUGGAACAUGAUUUCUCAGGGAGGAUAUAUAUAUGUCUGUGGUGAUGCCAAAGGCAUGGCCAGGGACGUCCACAGAACACUUCACACUAUUGUCCAAGAGCAGGGAUCUCUAGACAGUUCCAAGGCUGAGAGCAUGGUGAAGAAUCUCCAAAUGAGUGGCAGGUAUCUUCGCGAUGUAUGGUGAUGAACCGUCCACCAAUUCUCCAUGCGUCUGCCCGCCCGCCACAGUAGUCUCGACUUGGGUGGGGUGAAUGCGGAUAAAGCAGUACUGAAACAUGGUCCAUUAAAAUAUAUAUAGAACAUACUGAAGCCCUGCUGGGAUGAAAUGACUAAAUUUGGAAGGUCAGCCUUCUUCAUGAGAGAGCCUUGGAAGAUAUAUUAUCUAUACAGCACUUGUGAUUCUUUAAUUUUAUGUAUACAGAGUAUUAAUACUUAUGAGUAGGCUUAGUGUAUCAGCUCUAAUUUUUCCUUGUAUGAACCAAAAAUGGUUCAGAUUACGGACAUAAAUAUGUUCCUUUUUGUUCUGUUCUUUUCGAAUAUGUUAUUGUUUGGCUGAGUAAUGAAUUCCAAGUUUGGUUUUGGAGAUAA
This is a messenger RNA of Ricinus communis (castor bean), 2770 nucleotides long. RefSeq names its product NADPH--cytochrome P450 reductase 2. Gene Ontology annotation, molecular function: FMN binding; flavin adenine dinucleotide binding; NADPH-hemoprotein reductase activity. Gene Ontology annotation, cellular component: cytosol. Bases 219 to 2366 code for a protein of 715 amino acids. The record is from RefSeq and is a predicted model, not a curated record. The transcript is spliced from 18 exons. Lineage: Eukaryota; Viridiplantae; Streptophyta; Magnoliopsida; Malpighiales; Euphorbiaceae.